This is a messenger RNA of Ricinus communis (castor bean), 2693 nucleotides long. RefSeq lists its product as uncharacterized. The record is from RefSeq and is a predicted model, not a curated record. The coding region runs from base 227 to 2344 and encodes 705 amino acids. The transcript has 5 exons. Lineage: Eukaryota; Viridiplantae; Streptophyta; Magnoliopsida; Malpighiales; Euphorbiaceae.
AUUCAGGGGUGAAUUUGAGCAGCUUCGUUCUUCCUUCCUAUUAGCAUUCCGAAAUAAAAAUUAGCAUCAGAAUCUAAUCUACCAAAAAAGUGAACUCAUAGUAACGGUUUCUUCUAAACUGAGGCAUCAGCAGCUUCAAGAUCCACUGCUCUGCCAUUUACUUGAGGCCAUGUUUUAGUCACUGCAUACACCAGCUUCUCCUUUCUCCAAUCCAAAUCCCUACUCGAUGCUGCGUUCUCUCCGAUCCCGUCGCCGUCCCCGUUACGGAGCUCAAGUAUGUGCCGUCAUCUCAGCUCUUCUCCUCCUUCUCUCAGUCUCACUCCUCCACACUCGGAUCUCUUCUUCCUCUCAUCACCACCACCACAGUGUACAUCAGAAUGAUGAUGAUGAUGAAACCAGCACAAUUAUCCACCAAAACCCCCUCCUCUCUGACUCUGCAGAUGACAACUCGAACGACGUAGUUGACAAGAUUGACGAGCUCGACACUUUCGAAGAUCAAAAGGACACUACUGGCAUUAGAAACUAUGAUAAUAAUGAAGAUUCAUUAGAAGAUGAAAGUGGGUUGCAAGCCCAAAUCAAGAAAACAGCAGUUUCUGCUUCUGGGUAUUAUGUAGAUCACAUUACUGGAUCCAUUCGUAGAGCUUUUAAUAAUAAAAGAUCAAUUGAUGAGUGGGAUUAUGAUUAUAGUUCUUUUAGUGCGGUAGAGGAUCAUCAAAAGAGUAAGGCUGCGUUUGGAAGUGAUGAUAUUCCCAUUGAUGAAGAUGUGAGGAGAAAAGUGAAUGAAGUUGAUGGGAUUGAAGAUGCUUUGUUGUUAAAGAUUGGGAAGAGGGUUUCUCCUUUAAGAGAAGGGUGGGGAGAUUGGUUCGAUAAAAAAGGUGAUUUCUUGAGAAGGGAUAGGAUGUUUAAGUCAAAUUUGGAGGUUUUGAAUCCUUUGAAUAAUCCUCUUUUGCAGGACCCUGAUGCUGUUGGGUUUACUGGGUUGACUAGAGGGGAUAAGGUGGUGCAGAAGUUUCUUCUCAAUGAGUUUAAGAGGAACCCGUUUCUUAUUAAGAACCCUUUGAGAGUUUUAAGGAUGACCCAUGAAGUGGAAGAAAAUGGCAAUGAUGUUGAAAUUAGGAAGAGUGCGAGUGAUUUUAAUAGUAGGGAUGGGUCUAAGAUAGCAGAACGACGGAUUUUUGAUGAGAAUGUGAGUACUGAAUCAUAUGGCAAGCGAGUAAAUAAUGUUCAGGAGAACCUGAAUGAGGAUGAAAAGACUAAUGUGACACAGGGUGACAAUUUAAGUGACAGAUUGUCUAAUGAUAGCAGAAAGGAUUUAUCGAGUGCAAAUAGUAUUACUGUUGAACUUAAGCAAAUGGAUGGUGUAGAGAAUAGGGAGUCUAAAAUAAUACAGAGGAAGUCUGAGGAGUUGAGUUAUAUAUAUGCAGAUGGGAAAAGAUGGGGUUACUUUCCUGGUUUGCAUCCUCAUUUGUCUUUCUCAGAUUUCAUGGAUUCCUUUUUCAGGAAGGGGAAGUGUGAUUUGAGGGUAUUCAUGGUGUGGAAUUCACCGCCUUGGAUGUAUACUGUUAGACACCAGAGAGGGCUUGAUAGUCUGCUGUUUCACCACAGAGAUGCUUGUCUUAUUGUGCUAUCUGAGACAAUUGAGCUGGAUUUUUUUGCAGGCUCCUUCGUGAAAGAUGGUUAUAAAGUUGCUGUUGCCAUGCCGAACCUUGAUGAAUUGCUGAAGGAUACACCAACUCACGUAUUCGCUGAUGUUUGGUCUCAGUGGAGAAGUACGAAAUUCUACCCCACUCACUAUAGUGAGCUUAUCCGGCUUGCUGCUCUUUAUAAAUAUGGUGGAAUCUAUCUUGAUUCUGACAUUAUAGUUCUAAAUCCAUUGUCAUCGCUUCACAAUACUGUUGGUCUGGAGGGACAGAUUGCUGGAAGUUCUUUGAAUGGGGCUGUGAUGGCAUUUAAAAAGAACAGUCCAUUCUUAAUGGAAUGCUUGAAGGAGUUUUAUAUGACAUAUGAUGAUACCAAUUUGAGAGGGAAUGGGGCUGACCUUUUGACAAGAGUUGCACAAAAAUUCUAUAGAAAAGAGGAUAAGUCCUUGAAGCAGCUGGAGUUGAAAUUGCAACCCUCUUACAUUUUCUUCCCAAUUGGUUCACAGGAUAUUACAAGUUACUUCACUACUCCAGCAACAGCGAGUGAGAAAGCUCGACAAGAUGCUAUGUUCAUUAAGAUUCUGAGCGAGUCGUUGGCAUUUCAUUUCUGGAGCAGCUUGACAUCUGCUCUAAUUCCAGAGCCAGGCAGCCUUGUAGCCCGGCUUCUUGACCACCCAUGUAUCCAUUGCUCUGAUGUAUUGUGAUUCUCAAGCAACUGGUCAAUCUAUUUAAAACCUUCAAGUUGGGUGAACUAGAGCAACAUCCAGAGCACAUGUAAUUCUUACUAGCGUCUGAAGAUAUAUAUGUCCAGAAGUUAGCAUUACAGAGAUUAUAGUUUCAUGUUGGACAUAGGAAUACCUGUACAGUGUUCUAUCCUUUCAUGUUAACCUGUUUAAUUAGUGGGAAAAAGUCAAUUUUGCGAGUAAGCUUGUAGAAAACUUUUACAAAUACCUGGUUCCUUACAUGGCUGUAAAAGAUGAGUUUGUGUAUACAAGAUGGUUCAGCAAAUUGCAACCUGCUGUAUCAAUGAAAAUUUUGAAUUCUCUUUCUUUA